This is a messenger RNA of Mycotypha africana, 285 nucleotides long. RefSeq lists its product as uncharacterized. The coding region runs from base 1 to 285 and encodes 94 amino acids. NCBI's taxonomy places the organism in Eukaryota, Fungi, Mucoromycota, Mucoromycetes, Mucorales, Mycotyphaceae. Gene Ontology annotation, molecular function: structural constituent of ribosome. The record is from RefSeq and is a predicted model, not a curated record. The transcript is spliced from 4 exons. Gene Ontology annotation, cellular component: mitochondrion.
AUGAGUACAGCAGCAGCAGCAGCAAAAAGUGGAAAAAACCUAUACCAGCUCCUGUCUUCUUUGCCCAACGCAGGUGUUGGCGCACGCGUUGCACCCAACAAGUUUUUCAACAACCAUUCUCUUAAAAACAGUUAUUACGAAGUGACUAAAGUGAAUUUAAAGCAGGAAGGCAACCAUGGACGUGCAUGGGGAGUUCAAGUGAUGAAAGGCCAUACUAUGUAUGAUGGAAAACCAGUGGAAAUUAGAGGCGGACUAAAACUGAAAUGGAAACCAUACGAUGCAUAA